Lathyrus sativus (Indian pea) is the source of this 2358-nucleotide messenger RNA. The record is from the annotation of a GenBank genome assembly. NCBI's taxonomy places the organism in Eukaryota, Viridiplantae, Streptophyta, Magnoliopsida, Fabales, Fabaceae.
AUGAAUUUUAACGUAACUGUGGAGCGUAGCAUAUUCUUGCUACUUCAUCCUUAUAAUUAUACAACAUUGAAUGUUUGUUCUGCUGCUCCACCAAAUAUUGUUUCAGAUGGAUUAUGGGGUGGUAAAGAUAAUGGAAGGGUUCCACUUAAGUCUGCACUUCCUAUAUUUGAGUUGCAAGUUCUUGUCAUUUUCACUAUCACACAAAUCUGCAAUUUCUUCCUCCGACGUUUCGAUUUUCCCGAAUUCAUCGGUCAAAUGAUGGCUGGCAUAAUUCUUGGACCUUCGAUUCGGAUGAAUGAAAUGGACAAUUUCAAGUUCUUUUUGUUUCCAUAUGGAAGUCAAGACAUACUUGCAUCAAUAUCAUCAAUUGGUUAUGCACUUUUCAUCUUCAUUACUGCUGUGCAAAUGGAUUUGAGUAUGGUGACACGGACGGGUCACAAGGCUUGGACUUUCGCGAUAACGGGUUUGGUCGUGCCUUUGUUUCUAACUUCUGCGGUUCAAUCCUCCAUGAAAUCAUUAGCAAGUGAUUAUCUCAAAGAGAUGUAUAAUGAUAUUCCUUAUGUGGUUUUAUCGCAUACUGUUAUUUCGUUUGCAGUUGUUGCUUCUCUACUCAACGAACUUAAAAUCCUUAACUCCGAACUCGGGAGAUUGGCAUUAUCGUCGGUGUUGGUGGGAGACAUACUAGGAACGUCGAUCGGAUGCCUUACUAAUAUCUUAAUGUUACAACGUGAGAUACAGAAGAAGUUAAUAUUUGGUCUCUCGGGGUUGGCUUUUGCGAUCUUUGUUCCGUUGAUUCUCCGGCCGGGAAUGUUUUUGAUCAUCAAACAUACGAAAGAAGGAAGACCUGUGGAUGAUGGAUAUGUUUAUCUCAUCAUUGUGCUUGUAUGUGGUUUAGGUUGGAUUUCAGUUUACAUAGGCCAAGAUUUUAUAGUUGGUGCAUUUGUUUUAGGGUUGGCUGUGCCAGAAGGACCUCCAUUAGGAGCUGCAUUGGUGAAGAAGCUUCAAUUCUUUAGUUCAAGUUUAUUUCUGCCUAUAUUUGUGACGUGUGGUGUGAUGAAAGCAGAUUUGGGUUUACCACAUACAGGAAGAGCUUUUGUUGGUAUUGGUGGCUUUAUUGUCUUUACACACUUAAUCAAAAUGAUAGCUUAUGUUAUACCUGCACUCAUUUGCAAAAUCCCUUUGAAAGAUGCUUUGGCUCUUUCCCUUAUUAUGAAUGCCAAAGGAGCUGUGGAUGUUGGCAUAUUUUCUGGCUUAUAUGAUGAACGGCUUUUUACUGCACAAACUUAUGGAGUGAUGACGAUAAGCAUAAUGAUCAUAGCGUGCAUCAUAAAAUGGUCAGUGAAGAUACUGUAUGAUCCAUCCAGAAAGUAUGCUGGAUACCAGAGAAGGACAAUCAUGAGUUUGAAACCGGAAGCAGAACUGAGAAUACUCGCUUGCAUUCACAAACAAUACAACAUACCUGCUAUAACAGAUGUUCUUGACCUUUGUUCGCCAACAACAGAGAAACCUAUCGUUGUUGAUGCAUUGCACCUUAUUGAGCUAGUUGGAAGGACAUCUCCCAUUUUCAUCUCGCAUCGUCUUCAGAAAACGGUUUCGUGUGCUCACAAGUCUUACUCGGACGAUCUCAUUCUUGCUUUGGAUCUCUAUGAACAUGAAAACUUUGGUGGAGUAACUUCACACACUUUCACAGCCAUAUCUCCGCCGACACUUAUGCAUGAAGAUGUUUGUCAACUUGCAUUGGACAAAGUUGCAUCCAUCAUAAUUCUUCCAUUCCAUAGAAGAUGGGCUAUUGACGGUGGCGUUGAAUCGGAUGACAAGAAUAUAAGGGCUUUAAAUUGCAAAGUACUCGAAAUAGCUCCAUGCACAAUAGGAAUCCUCGUGACUCGUUCUUUGUUACAAAGCAACAUGUCCAUUAAGUUAGCCAUGGUUUUUCUGGGUGGAAGAGAUGACAGAGAGGCUUUGUGCUUGGCGAGAAGAGCGAUAACGAACCCUAGGAUUAACUUGGUCGUGUAUCACCUUACAGUGGAUCAACACAUGCCAAAUUUGGAGUUUCUACUAGAUAAUGAGGCACUAAAUGAAAUAAAGAAAAUAACACAUUAUGGCCCGGCAAAAGUAAGUUAUCAAAAAGUGAUGGUAAACGAUGGUCCAGCAACAUCUGCUAUUCUGCGCGAUAUAGCGAAUGAACAUGAUUUUUUUAUUGUUGGGAGGACACAUGACGCGGACUUACCUCAGACAGAAGGCCUUACAAACUGGAGUGAAUUUUCAGAGUUAGGUGUCAUUGGUGAUUUGCUUGCUUCACCAGAUUUUGAGAGCAGAGCUGGCGUUUUGGUAGUGCAGCAACAAGUCAAAGACAAAUAA